Molecule: messenger RNA, 2362 nt
Organism: Nothobranchius furzeri (turquoise killifish)
Lineage: Eukaryota; Metazoa; Chordata; Actinopteri; Cyprinodontiformes; Nothobranchiidae
Source: RefSeq, a predicted model, not a curated record
GAGAAAAAUUCCACACAAAAGUCACAUGAUGUUGUACCGCACCGCAUUAUCCAGGUCAUUUUGCCAAAUGUGAGAGGACUAGAAACAUGAGACAUGAAAACAUGAGAGAAGUUUUCACUUUUUAAACAUGAGUGACCUGUUUUGGUGGAGAUAUGACAUUUUGCUGCUGUUCCAUAGUGCUUCACUAAACCAUAUAGAGGAUUUUGCCAAAUACACCUUGAAUUUUGAGAAUGUCAUCUCAGUUUCGAGAAAUUAGCCAAACUAAAUGGAAAAAAAAAUAACUGUAAAUCAACUUAAACUUGUUCAAAAGUUGGGGAUAAUUUGGUUCAAAAUGACUGAGUGUAAGCUGCUCCUGAGAGUGUCUGCCCAUCCCCCAGCUGCAUUUUUUGCAGGGCCAUCCUGCAACAGCUACAGAAAUUUGCAUGCAGCCUUUUGUGCUGUGGAGGAUAAAUAGGUGACUGCUUCACCUAUUUUGUUGACAAGAAAAAAAAUGCAGAGGCUAACCACUCAACAGGCAUUGGAACUGAUCGUGAGCAAGGCCAACCCUUGUGACUCAGAUGGAGAAGACAUAGCCCUUCAACCAGAUUCGGACUCUGAGCUGUCUUCAGAUGAGGAGACGACUCUACCAAAAAAGAGAGCUUGGUUGGGGAGUGAGCUGACAGAGACCUCAAAAGAUGGCACUGUGUGGUGUGAAAAACAAGUGGGGACAUGUCUCCAUAUCACUCCAAUAGAACCUUACGCCGCAGCUGGAGAGCCAACGGCUAAGGCCAAACAAUGUAUCCGGAGUCGCCUUCAGAGCUUCCUCUGUUUUAUCACACUUGACAUGCUUCGAACCAUUCAAGAAUGGACUACUCAGCAUGCACGUCACACGGAGCAGGUGGACUGGUUCUUGGAUCUCCCUGAACUAAUGGCAUUUAUUGCAGUCAUUAUCUUGCGGGGGGUGACCAAGGUUCCAUCACUACGUCACAGCUGGUCAGCAAACCUGGCAAACCCAAGGAUCAUUGCAACUAUGGCCCGAAACCGCUUCCAAGACAUCAUGCGACACUUACGCUUUGAUGACAUGUUCACACGCAGCGAGCGAGCGGAGACCAAUAAGUUUGCUGCAAUCUCCGACGUGUGGGGAUCGUUUGUCACCAACUGCAUCGCAUCCUACAACCCUGGUCAACACAUCACUAUUGGUGAACAGCUUUUCCCAUCAAAGACUCGCUGCUGUUUCCUACAAUACAUUGCAACAAAACCAGACAAGUUUGGCAUCAAGUUUUGGGUGGCUUGCGACUUGAAAUCAAAGUACAUCUGCAAUGUCCUCCCAUAUCUUGGCAAGGACCCUAGUCGUCCCAGUGGGGAGAGACUGUCUGAGAGUGUAGUGAUGAGGCUAAUGGAACCAUUCAUGGACAAGGGCAGAACUGUAACCACGGACAAUUUCUUUACAUCACUGUCACUUGCGCAACGACUGCUUAGCCGGAAAACCACUAUCCUCGGCACAGUCAACAAAAGUCGCCGGGAAAUUCCUCAAUCCGCUAGACAGGUGGACUGCACUGAAUUCACCACUCAGGUGUUUUCAACCACUGGUGUCACACUGACAGUGUAUGCGCCCAAACGGAAGAAGGCUGUAUACGUUCUCAGCAGCUUGCACAGCAAGGUUGAGACUGAAGAUACCACCAAAAGGAAGCCAAACACGGUCACACAAUGUAACAGCACAAAGUGCGGUGUGGAUGUGAUGGACCAAAUGGUGCGGGAGUACAGCGUGCGUGCAGGAACACAGAGGUGGCCAGUCGCCGUGUUCUACAACAUGAUUGACAUGGCAGCGCUGAAUGCACAUGUGCUUUAUCAGGCAUGCAUUGGGGUGCAGGAGAGACGGGUGGACUUCCUGGUUGAGCUCGCAAAAGAGUUGGGUGACGGUCAUGUGAGUGAGAAGAAGGCACGCAAGGAGAAACUGCUUCGGCAAAAACCUUCCACACCCAGCCCUGGCAAAAGGGCUAAGUGUCAGGUCAACCAUCGUUGCACAAACAAUUGUGCAACUGUGAGAUGUGUUGACUGCUACAAAUAUACAUGUGGCAAAUGUACCAGAGUCAUACCCUGGCAGUGCCAGGUAUGUUCCGACAGUGCAGACGGACUGCUGAGUGAGUGCUGAUGCCACUCACACACACACACACACACACACACACACACACACACACACACACACACACACACACACACACACACACACACACACACACACACACACACACACACACACACACACACACACACACACACACACACACACACACACACACACACACCUGCAGCCCCCCCCCUGCAGCUUAGUGUAAAUAUGUGUGAAAUUGUUUUAUUUGUUGUAUUUUUUGUAUAAUUUUUA